Messenger RNA from Cucurbita moschata (crookneck pumpkin), 1585 nucleotides. RefSeq names its product phenylalanine--tRNA ligase, chloroplastic/mitochondrial-like. Lineage: Eukaryota; Viridiplantae; Streptophyta; Magnoliopsida; Cucurbitales; Cucurbitaceae. Gene Ontology annotation, molecular function: tRNA binding; ATP binding; phenylalanine-tRNA ligase activity. Gene Ontology annotation, cellular component: mitochondrion; cytoplasm. The transcript is spliced from 10 exons. Gene Ontology annotation, biological process: phenylalanyl-tRNA aminoacylation. The coding region runs from base 68 to 1345 and encodes 425 amino acids. The record is from RefSeq and is a predicted model, not a curated record.
CGGCGCCAGAAAAUCUCCCGCGAUAAAAGAUCGUGUACCAUCUCCCGAAGUGGACAGGACGAAGACAAUGACAUCGACUCUGUCAUUUACUCGACCUUUUCUCUUCACUAAUGCUUCUAAUCUUCUUCGCAGAAACUGCCUCGCAACCUUUUCCUUCUCUGCAUCUUUCUCCUCCGACAGCCUUCACCAGAAGAAAUGGAGGCAGCCGGUUUCUUCACUUCUUGAGCUUGGCGGAGUCGCUAUUGGGAAACAUGAUGUUGUGAGGGAUGAUCCCACGAACAAUGUCCCAGAUAGUAUUUUUUCAAAACUUGGUAUGCAACUCCACCAAAGAGAUAACCAUCCACUUGGCAUUCUGAAGAAUGAGAUAUACAACUAUUUUGAUACAAAUUACUCAAAUAAGUUCACUAAGUUUGAUGACCUCAGUCCAAUCGUUUCUGUGAAGGAGAAUUUUGAUGAUGUGUUGGUUCCAGAAGAUCAUGUAAGCCGAAGUUAUAAUGAUACAUACUACAUUGACUCGCAAACUGUUCUGAGAUGUCAUACAAGUGCUCACCAAGCGGAGCUGUUGAGAAGAGGCUAUACUCAGUUUCUUGUGACAGGCGAUGUUUAUCGUCGGGAUUCCAUUGAUUCAACUCAUUACCCUGUAUUUCAUCAGAUGGAAGGUGUCCGUGUUUUUUCUCUGAAUGAUUGGGAGGCAUCUGGUACAGAUGGAACAUCUUUUGCAGCUGACGACUUGAAGAAAUGUUUGGAAGGUUUGGCAAGGCAUUUAUUUGGUGCUGUGGAAAUGCGCUGGGUUGAUACAUAUUUCCCAUUUACAAAUCCAUCAUUUGAACUUGAGAUUUUCUUUCAGGAGAAAUGGCUGGAAGUAUUGGGAUGCGGGGUGAUGGAGCAAGAAAUAUUGAAAAGAAGUGAUAAAGAAAAUAAUGUUGCAUGGGCUUUUGGUCUCGGGUUGGAAAGGCUAGCUAUGGUUCUUUUUGAUAUACCUGAUAUCCGAUUAUUUUGGUCAGCUGACGAGCGAUUUACCACGCAGUUCUCAAAGGGCAAGCUAGGUGUCAAGUUUAAAUCGUUUUCUAAGUUUCCACCUUGCUACAAGGACAUCAGUUUUUGGAUCAAUGAUUCCUUCACCGAGAAUAAUUUAUGUGAAGUUGUUAGAGGAGUUGCCGGCGACCUUGUUGAAGAGGUACAACUGAUAGACAGUUUUACCAACAAGAAGAAAGGGAUGACGAGUCACUGUUACAGGAUUGCUUACCGAUCUAUGGAACGGUCACUCACAGAUGAAGAAAUCAAUGAUUUGCAGUGGAACGUGAGAGAACAGGUUCAGAGCAAGUUGAACGUUGUCUUGCGAUGAACAUUGGAAGUGCAACAAUAUCAGUCCAAGCCAUGUAAUGUUAUUUUUUACCUUCUCUACAGAUUGAAUUUUACUCUGUACACCAUUUGAAUUUUGCCUACAAAAUUCUUCUAACUGGGUGAUAGGAAGUGUAGAGUAUAUAACGUAACCAGUUGAAACCCUGAAAAUAAUCAUCAAGAAUUCAAGUGGAGAUGUGCUGCAACUAAUUUUUUAACAUAUACUAUGAGUUUCUUUCCCCUA